Colletotrichum truncatum is the source of this 1362-nucleotide messenger RNA. Its product is annotated as F-box domain-containing protein. The record is from RefSeq and is a predicted model, not a curated record. NCBI's taxonomy places the organism in Eukaryota, Fungi, Ascomycota, Sordariomycetes, Glomerellales, Glomerellaceae. Gene Ontology annotation, molecular function: protein binding.
AUGGCUGUGGCCAUCAACGAUCUCCCGAACGAGAUUCUGGCCCAUAUCUUUACCUACUUGGACCGGCCAGCGCCCUCUGACUCGAAGCUCCACGAUCAGCCAAGCUCUUUGAUGCUCCAAAAUAUCUUUUUCGAUCGCGAUCUCAAGAGCGUAUCAGUCGUAAGCAAGAGAUGGCGGGGUGCUGUGCUGCCUCUACUCUUCAGACAUGUGAUAUGGACGUUCGACCGCUUUGAGCUGCCGCUUAUAGAGGAGACAGGAGACCCAGCAUCCGCUAUCGACAUACUCUCUUUUCUUAGAACAAAUAAUCUGACAAACUACGUCAAUACUUUGACCAUGUUCGUCGAGGACGCCAUGGGGAGCGUUUCCACUCAUGGCGCAAGCAGCGUUGAGUUGAUGGAGACCGGGUUCGCGAGUAAAGCAUCUUACAGUGAAGACUACAACUGGUUAUGGAGGACCUUAUUUCAAUACGUGGAUCCCACACGGCUGAGUAUAAUCGCAUCACCACGAGUACUCGCGCAAUUGCUGUCGCGAAUGCUCUUCUUGGGGGACGCGUGGAAUUUCGACAUGCCGCAGCAUGUUUUGUCCCUCUCACGAAAGGACAAGAAGGUGGUCACAACUAAAUUCAAUUCAAGGACGUCGUCAUCUUCGUCAAAACAGGCACCACCCCACGAAGACUCGCUACGCAAGCGUGUCCCGUGUGACCUGUUCACUAUCCGCCCAUGGCAGUCUCUGUUGCUCAACGAAGGCUCAUCGACUCGCGUCUACAAGACGUACGAAUACUACCUCAAACGUCCACCAUCCAUCCUUGGCGCGCUUCUUGGUGCUGAAGAAUUCCCCAACGACACCUCACUCAUUGCUCCCUCGAUCCGUGACUUUUCUUACGUCGGCAUCUUCCCACUUUCAAGCCAUUUCAACACCCUCGUUCAGAACAUUCCUCGCAUCGAUCGUCUAUUCUUGCAGCUAGUACCCCGAAACGAUAUCCUACAGGAUGCCGACGAAAUGCGCAACAUCGAUAUCGCCGAUCUUUGGAUGGAGCGCAAUACAUCCUACUCAAUGCUCUUCCGGGAGCUCUUCGAUCCAGAUCCAGACAGCCCCUGGCUUGAGCUCAAGACCUUUGAGAGCGGCGACGCAGCGGAUCGAGAGGCGUGGGAGAUGGCUGUACAGUUUGUGCAGUUCAGCGGUGUCCAGGGAUGGAAGGUCGAAAGCGAGGGCGUCUUCGUGCGAGAGGGGAACGACAGCGGGCCGAGUUCGCUCCUCGGGAUGUCUCAACUUCCGGGUCAGCUUAGACGUAUGGCAUUUAAUGGAGUGGCUACACUGCCUGUCUCCAGCGUAACCUUUUACAUGGGAGAUGGCGGGCCGUAG